GCGAUCGCGACGCCCGCGCCGUACUCGAGCGACGGGCCGACGCUGCCGAUGAUUGGGGGCGGGAGCGAGCAUACUGCGGGCGCUCCGGGGGACGGGAAGCCCGAGAGGGCGAGGAAAAAGCGGAAGACGGAGGAUGGCGGGAAUGGUGCUGCGCAGGCCGCGCCGAAGACCGAUCUCGCACCGCUGUAUAAGCCGUGGAUGCUUCUCCCGCCUGAGCUGCUGAAGAUGGUGGAAGGGAAGCUCGGGGGGAGGGAGUGCUGGGAGCGCAACUGCGUGCCGGUUGUUUUUACGCGGAAUCAGAAUGUCAAGGCUGGAGUUAAUCGGCUUAAGGCGUAUCUUGGAUACGAGCGGAUACCUGGUUCGGCGGUUGAGAUACCGGAAGCGUUAGGCAAGGAUAGCGCGGUCAUUGCGGUGUCGGCGCAGGGAGAAGCGACGACGAAAUUGGUGGGGAUUGUGGAGUUGGUGAGGAGGAUUGUUGCGCCGGGUGGGGAGGAGGAGGGAGGAGGCGUGGUGGAGACGUGGUAUUUGUAUACGUGUCUCGCGAGUCGGACGGUUGAGGGGAAGAGGGAGGGUAGGAAUGAUGGUGCGCGGGCUGGAGGGAACGAGGGAGAGAACGUAGGUAACGCGGUUGAGGAUGAAGGGUUCGAGACGCGGCGGGUAGAGAGUGGCGGCGAGAAGGAGGGGGUGAAGAGCAGGAAGAUCCCUGUGCUUACGGUGUGGAUGAGCAGAAAGAGUGUGCCCGAGUUCAAAAACGCGUUUGGGGAGCAAGUAUUCAGGGUUCAGAAGGUGCAAGAAGACGACUGA
Trematosphaeria pertusa is the source of this 804-nucleotide messenger RNA. RefSeq lists its product as uncharacterized. Lineage: Eukaryota; Fungi; Ascomycota; Dothideomycetes; Pleosporales; Trematosphaeriaceae. The record is from RefSeq and is a predicted model, not a curated record. The annotation marks the transcript as partial. The transcript has 2 exons.